Elephantulus edwardii (Cape elephant shrew) is the source of this 1266-nucleotide messenger RNA. It is a transcript of the gene WTIP, whose product is annotated as Wilms tumor 1 interacting protein. Gene Ontology annotation, molecular function: transcription corepressor activity. Lineage: Eukaryota; Metazoa; Chordata; Mammalia; Macroscelidea; Macroscelididae. Gene Ontology annotation, biological process: negative regulation of hippo signaling; regulation of DNA-templated transcription; response to hypoxia. The record is from RefSeq and is a predicted model, not a curated record. The transcript has 8 exons. Gene Ontology annotation, cellular component: P-body; adherens junction; transcription regulator complex. Bases 1 to 1266 code for a protein of 421 amino acids.
AUGCAGCACUCCCGCGCGGCCGCGGAUGAGGCGGCCCUGCUCCUGGCCGGGCUGGCCCUGCGGGAGCUCGAGCCAGGCGGCGACUCUCUGGGCCGGGGGCGGCAGGGACCGUGGUCAGGGCCCGGAGACGAGGCAGCGUCGGCGCUGGGCCGCAGAGGGAAGGGAGGCGGCGGCCCCGAGGCCGGGACGGACCGAGGCCCUUGGCGCGCGGCGUCCUCCGAGCUCAGCGCGCAGCUCGCGGGCAGCCCUCAGGCCAGCCUGGCGGGCUCGGACGGCGGCGGCAGCGCCCGCUCCAGCGGCAUCAGCCUGGGCUACGACCAGCGCCACGGCAGCCCGCGCCCUGGCCUCUCGGACCCGCGCCCCGGCCUCGGGCCGCCGUCUGUGGGCAGCGCCCGCUCCAGCGUGUCCAGCCUCGGCUCUCGCGGCUCUGCCGGCGCCUACGCCGACCUGCUGCCUCCCGGAGCCAGCGUGGCGCCCGCGCGCUCGCCCGAGCCUGCUGGCCAGGCCCCUUUCCCGCUUCCCUCACUGCAGCUGCCCGCCAGCCGGGAGGGCGGCCCGACCGCGGCCGAGCGGCGGCUGGAGGCGCUCACCCGCGAGCUGGAGCGGGCGCUGGAGGCGCGCACGGCGCGGGACUACUUCGGAAUUUGCAUUAAGUGUGGGCUUGGUAUCUACGGAGCGAGGCAGGCGUGCCAGGCGAUGGGGAGCCUGUAUCACACUGACUGUUUCAUCUGCGACUCAUGUGGGAGACGACUUCGAGGGAAGGCCUUCUACAACGUGGGUGAGAAAGUGUACUGCCAGGAGGACUUCCUGUACUCCGGGUUCCAGCAAACGGCGGACAAGUGUAGCGUGUGUGGACAUCUCAUCAUGGAGAUGAUUCUCCAGGCUCUCGGGAAGACCUACCAUCCAGGCUGCUUCCGGUGCUCCGUGUGUAAUGAGUGCCUGGAUGGCGUGCCCUUCACCGUGGACAUGGAGAACAACAUCUACUGUGUCAGGGAUUAUCACACGGUAUUUGCACCAAAAUGUGCCUCCUGUGCCCGUCCCAUCCUCCCAGCACAGGGCUGCGAGACAACCAUUCGAGUAGUAUCCAUGGACAGAGACUACCAUGUGGAAUGCUACCACUGUGAGGACUGCGGGCUGCAGCUGAGUGGCGAGGACGGACACCGCUGCUAUCCGCUUGAGGGUCACCUGUUGUGCCGUUGCUGCCACCUGCGGCGUCUCCAGGCUGGCCCGCUUCCAUCGCCUGCCAUGCAUGUCACAGAGCUCUGA